Eutrema salsugineum is the source of this 1424-nucleotide messenger RNA. RefSeq names its product UPF0160 protein MYG1, mitochondrial. The coding region runs from base 191 to 1225 and encodes 344 amino acids. The record is from RefSeq and is a predicted model, not a curated record. The transcript is spliced from 8 exons. NCBI's taxonomy places the organism in Eukaryota, Viridiplantae, Streptophyta, Magnoliopsida, Brassicales, Brassicaceae. Gene Ontology annotation, cellular component: cytoplasm; nucleus.
UUCAGUUUCAAGUCUUUGAAUUGUUCUUGUCUUCUUAAUACUUCAAAUUUGAUAACCUUUACUUACUACCACCUACUGGCUACUACUAUUGUUCAACGACUCGGUGAGUUAACAAGUAAUCAAGUUGAAAUCAAGUUUAAUCAGAAGCUUGUCGUUCCAUCUUCGUCUUCCUCUCCCUCUCGUAGCAUCAAUGGCUCCUCCUGCCGUCGUUAGGGUUUACUCUACUACUCCUUCGCCUUCUGAGGUUUCCGUCAAGAGAGUUGGUACUCAUAAUGGAAGCUUUCACUGCGACGAGGCUCUCGGUUGCUUCAUGAUCCGCCUCGCCGAUAAGUUCUCCGGCGCCGAUAUCGUCCGUACUCGUGACCCUAAGAUAUUGGCAGAACUUGAUGCAGUGCUUGAUGUUGGAGGUGUUUAUGAUGCGGAACAUGACCGUUAUGAUCAUCACCAGAAAGGGUUUGAAGAGGUCUUUGGACAUGGCUUUAACACCAAGCUCAGUAGUGCUGGUCUCGUUUACAAGCAUUUUGGAAAGGAGAUCAUAGCUAAGGAACUAAAUGUUGAUCAAGAUCACCCUGAUGUUCUUCGGUUGUUUUUAGCUGUCUACAAGAGCUUCAUGGAGGCAAUUGAUGCGGUGGACAAUGGAAUAAAUCGAUAUGAUACUGAUAAGCCUCCACGAUACGUGAACAACACACAUCUGUCUUCAAGGAUUGGAAGAUUAAAUCUGGAUUGGAUCGACCCUGACCAGUCGCAGGAGAAGGAGAAUGAGGCUUUCCAACGUGCAAUGGCUCUGGCUGGGAAAGAGUUCCUCGAAAGUGUAAGGUUUCAUGCAAGAUCGUGGUUACCUGCUAGAUCAAUUGUGAUGCAAUGUCUUGAAGAAAGAUUCAAGACAGACCCUAGUGGUGAGAUCAUGGAGUUGAAGAAAUUUUGCCCUUGGAAGCUUCACUUGUUCGAGCUUGAGCAAGAGAUGAAGAUCGAACCCCUCAUCAAAUACGUCAUCUACCAGGACGAGCGAGGAAACCAGUGGAGAGUUCAAGCAGUGGCGGUUGCACCGGACAGGUUUGAGAACCGAAAGGCUCUUCCUGAACAAUGGAGAGGCCUUAGAGAUGAGGAACUCUCUAAAACUGCUGAGAUCCCUGGUUGCGUCUUUGUACACAUGAGCGGGUUCAUCGGAGGAAACCAAUCCUAUGAGGGAGCAUUAUCAAUGGCCCGAACCGCCCUCACUCUCUGACUUAGCAUUGGCCCGGUACCAAAAGAAUCAUUUUCCCAUUACCAAUAGAGACUAGAGAGAGAGAGAGAGAGAAUUUAACAUUGCUUAUUUAUGUUGUACAAUUUCUUGUUUUCAAGUGAGUGAGCAUUUCGUCAUUGUCUUUUCUUUUGAUGGAAUCAUAUCGUUACUAUCUUCAAGAAUUCUUAUUCUUAGUUCAUAA